This is a messenger RNA of Nipponia nippon (crested ibis), 1041 nucleotides long. The record is from RefSeq and is a predicted model, not a curated record. Lineage: Eukaryota; Metazoa; Chordata; Aves; Pelecaniformes; Threskiornithidae.
AUGGCCACCCAGCCCUCGCCCUCCUCGCCGCGCAGGACUCCGGGGCUCUCCGGAUCGUUCCUGAACGUGGUUUUAGGAAAUCUCUACCCGGGCGCUCCGGCCCCCCCCUACCCCUACCCCUACCGCUUCCUCCUCAACGAGCCCGACAAGUGCCGGGACCGGACGCCCUUCCUGGUGCUGCUGGUGGUGACGCAGCCGAGGGACGUGCACGGCAGGAACGCCAUCCGGCAAACCUGGGGCAACGAGAGCUCGGUGCCGGGGGUCUCCAUCCUCCGUCUCUUCCUCACCGGCAUCGACCCGGUGUUCGGGCGGGAGCUGCGGCCGGUGCUGGAGGAGGAGAGCCUUCUCUACCACGACAUCCUCCAGCAAGAUUUCUUGGACACCUACAACAACUUGACGUUGAAGACGUUGAUGGGCAUGGAGUGGGUGAGCAAGCACUGCCCCAACGCCAGCUACGUGAUGAAGGCCGACCACGACGUCUUCCUCAACCUGGGCUACCUGGUGCACCGCUUCCUGGUGCCCCCCAAGCAGAACUUCAUGACGGGUUACAUCUACCGCAACACGGGGCCGCUGCGCAGCAAGGCCUACAAGUGGUACGUGCCCCGCGAGGUCUACCCCAACAACACCUACCCGCCCUACUGCGGCGGGCCCGGCUACGUCUUCUCCGGGGACCUGGCCAGCAAAAUCUACGGCGUGGCCCAAACUUUGCCCGUCAUCAACAUGGAGGAUUCCUUCGUGGGCAUCUGCCUGCACGCGCUGGGCAUCGGCGUCACCAGCAGCCCCUGGGGCGUCUUCAACAUGUACCGGAUCAAGUACGAGAAGUGCCGGUUCUCCCGGCUGGUGAUGGUCCAUCACUACCAGCCCUGGGACCUGCUGCAGAUCUGGCCCCGGUUCCAGGAGGAGAAGAGACGCCACCCGGCAGCGAGGUGCCGCAACGUUUGGGCGUGGGAGCCGCUCGGCACCGUCGGUUCCCCGGGACAGCGCCUGCGCGCGCCCAGCUGGGCAAACACCGCUCCACCUUUCCUCCAGAAAGGUGAGUAA